AUGCGUUCGCCGGCGUCGGCGACGGCAGUGGACGAGACGCUGUUCAAGACCAUCGGCCUGCACCAGCUGCUGUGCCCGGCCAACCGCGGCGGUUACAGUGCCUGUUUUAGGCGCGCGCUGCUCAUCGUGCUCGGCCUGUCGUUCGCGCUUCACGCGUUCCAGGUGCCCUGGCUGUACUACGCGCUCAACGACCUGCAGCGGUUCGCGUACAUGGCCGCCGUCAUCAUAUACGGCAUGAUGUGCGCGUUCAAGGGCUACGUGCUGGUGACCAACGCCGACCGGUUGUGGUCCGUGCUGGGCGCGGCCGGUUACGCGUACACCGAGUGCGGGCGCCGCGACCCCAGCUGGCUGCGCCGGUGCGGGGUCACGCUGUCCGCGAUGCUCCGUUCGUUCGUCGCGCUCAGCUACGCCACGCUGAUCGUGUGGAUCGCGCUGCCGUUUUUCGUCGACGAGUUCACGGCCAUCAUCAACUUGGACGGCACCGUCACCCGGUACCGCACCACCAUCCACAACAUGCAGUUCCCCGUCCCGUUGGCCCUGUACAACUCGCGUCCCGUCUGGAUGCUCAUCUACUUCACCGAGGUGGCCGUGUGCAUCGUCAACGUGUUCAUAUGGUCCAUGUUCGACUGCUACCUGGUAACCAUGUGUUUCGUGCUCAACGCCCAGUUCCACACCAUGUCGGCCGGUUACGUGACGCUUGGCCGUCGUCGCGCCCGACCAUCGCCACCGGAAACGCCCGACACGAGUGUUCGAAUGAAAUUAAAUGAUGUGGAAUCGAAUCAUUACGAUGAUUUGAUUGGUCAUAUACAGGACAAUCAAAAAUUAAUCAAAGUGUAUGACGUAUUUUUUGAUGUCGUACGACCUGUUGUCCUAGUCCAGAUUGGUAACGGUUCAUAUUCAGUAAUAUCGUUGAUAUUCCUUAUCUCCCUAAUGUAUCUUAUGGGUAUUCCAGUUUUAUCAGCACCAUUUUUAAAAUUUAUUUGCGGAGUAAUAUCGCUUACUAUUGAGCUCUUUAUUUUUUGUUACGGAUUCAACCACAUUGAAACUGCGAAAUCUGUAAUAAAUUUCGGAUUAUACAGUAGCAACUGGACUGAAAUGGAUUUGAAAUUUAAAAAAUCUUUACUAUUGGCCAUGAAGAUGAAUUCCUCCCAUAAACGAGUGAUGAAAAUUUCACCUAAUUCCGCUGUCGGUCUAGAAAUGUUUGCUAGAGUGAUGAAUAUGUCAUACUCUAUAGUUUCAGUACUACUAAACUCAAGAUCUUAAAAACUUAGUGUAGAACACAAAUUAUCA
This is a messenger RNA of Rhopalosiphum maidis (corn leaf aphid), 1290 nucleotides long. Its product is annotated as odorant receptor 22c-like. Gene Ontology annotation, cellular component: plasma membrane. Bases 1 to 1263 code for a protein of 420 amino acids. Gene Ontology annotation, molecular function: odorant binding; olfactory receptor activity. Gene Ontology annotation, biological process: sensory perception of smell; detection of chemical stimulus involved in sensory perception of smell. The transcript is spliced from 6 exons. The record is from RefSeq and is a predicted model, not a curated record. Lineage: Eukaryota; Metazoa; Arthropoda; Insecta; Hemiptera; Aphididae.